Suillus fuscotomentosus is the source of this 390-nucleotide messenger RNA. RefSeq lists its product as uncharacterized. Gene Ontology annotation, biological process: translation. The record is from RefSeq and is a predicted model, not a curated record. Bases 1 to 390 code for a protein of 129 amino acids. Gene Ontology annotation, molecular function: structural constituent of ribosome; small ribosomal subunit rRNA binding. The transcript is spliced from 3 exons. NCBI's taxonomy places the organism in Eukaryota, Fungi, Basidiomycota, Agaricomycetes, Boletales, Suillaceae. Gene Ontology annotation, cellular component: ribosome; mitochondrial small ribosomal subunit.
AUGCCACUCUACCAAAUGUUCUGCAUCGCCAGUCAUUUUAGGGAAUACAAACACAUAAAAGACCUGGUGACUAUGUCUGCAAUGCAUGUGAUGAACGAAGGCGGCGUAGUGCGAAAUAUCCAGUUCAACGGAACACAGACGCUUCCUGAACGAAUGCGGCGCCAUAAACAGUAUUACACCAUCGGAGAUUAUUGGACGAUGCAUUUUGACACUUCGCCUCGCACACUACGUACACUAGCUGGAAUGAUGCGCCGAGAUCAUCGCGUCAUAAGGUGGACGAUGUUGAAGUUGGGUGAGAAGGCGGAAAAUGUGGUCACUUCACCUGAGCAGACGGUGGAACGCCAUUUACCAGCAUCACCGAGCAAAAGCAACUCUCAUUGGUCCUCGUGA